Molecule: messenger RNA, 5140 nt
Organism: Rhinolophus ferrumequinum (greater horseshoe bat)
Lineage: Eukaryota; Metazoa; Chordata; Mammalia; Chiroptera; Rhinolophidae
Gene: KCNH1
Product: potassium voltage-gated channel subfamily H member 1
Exons: 11
Coding region: 228-3197 (989 amino acids)
Biological process (GO): potassium ion transmembrane transport; regulation of membrane potential
Cellular component (GO): membrane
Molecular function (GO): delayed rectifier potassium channel activity
Source: RefSeq, a predicted model, not a curated record
GGCGAGGCGAGCCCGAGCAAGUGCACUGCGAGGCGGGCCGCAGGGAGGUAGGCGCGAAGAGAGCGCGAGGGUGGAAGCCGGAGGGAGCCGCCGCCCCUGCCAUCCCGGGUCCCCGUGAGGCGCAUGGGGCGCUUGGAGCCGGGAUCGCGCGCGGGCUCCGCGCCCCUUUACCUGCUGCUGUGAGAAGCCGCGCGGGGACGCUCCCCAGACCCCGAGCUGCCGGGAGGAUGACCAUGGCCGGGGGCAGGAGGGGACUGGUGGCUCCGCAAAACACGUUUCUGGAGAAUAUCGUCCGGCGGUCCAAUGAUACUAAUUUUGUGUUGGGGAAUGCCCAGAUAGUGGACUGGCCUAUCGUGUACAGCAAUGAUGGAUUUUGCAAGCUGUCUGGCUAUCACAGGGCGGAAGUGAUGCAAAAAAGCAGUACCUGCAGUUUUAUGUAUGGGGAGCUGACUGAUAAAGAUACAAUUGAAAAGGUGCGGCAAACAUUUGAGAACUAUGAGAUGAAUUCCUUUGAAAUUUUGAUGUACAAGAAGAACAGGACACCUGUGUGGUUCUUUGUGAAAAUUGCUCCAAUUCGAAAUGAACAGGAUAAAGUGGUUUUAUUUCUUUGCACUUUCAGUGACAUAACAGCUUUCAAACAGCCGAUUGAGGAUGACUCAUGUAAAGGCUGGGGGAAGUUCGCUCGGCUGACCAGAGCACUGACAAGCAGCAGGGGUGUCCUGCAGCAGCUGGCUCCCAGUGUGCAAAAAGGCGAGAACGUGCACAAGCACUCCCGCCUGGCCGAGGUCCUGCAGCUGGGCUCAGACAUCCUUCCCCAAUACAAGCAAGAGGCUCCAAAGACUCCCCCUCACAUCAUCUUACAUUACUGUGUUUUUAAGACCACGUGGGAUUGGAUCAUCUUGAUUUUAACCUUCUACACCGCCAUCUUGGUCCCUUACAAUGUCUCCUUUAAAACCAGGCAGAACAACGUGGCCUGGCUGGUUGUGGAUAGCAUCGUGGAUGUCAUCUUUUUGGUGGACAUUGUGCUGAAUUUUCACACCACUUUUGUUGGACCAGCUGGGGAGGUGAUUUCUGACCCCAAACUCAUUCGCAUGAACUACCUGAAGACAUGGUUUGUGAUUGACCUUCUGUCCUGUUUGCCAUAUGAUGUCAUCAACGCUUUUGAGAACGUGGAUGAGGUUAGUGCCUUUAUGGGUGAUCCAGGGAAGAUUGGUUUUGCUGAUCAGAUUCCACCACCCCUGGAGGGGAGAGAGAGUCAGGGUAUCAGCAGCCUGUUCAGCUCUCUGAAAGUCGUCCGGCUGCUGCGUCUGGGGCGCGUGGCGCGUAAGCUGGACCACUACAUCGAAUACGGGGCUGCCGUGCUGGUCCUGCUGGUGUGUGUGUUCGGGCUGGCUGCUCACUGGAUGGCCUGCAUUUGGUACAGCAUCGGGGACUAUGAGAUCUUCGACGAGGACACCAAGACCAUCCGCAACAACAGCUGGCUGUACCAACUGGCAAUGGACAUUGGCACCCCUUACCAGUUCAACGGGUCUGGCUCGGGGAAGUGGGAAGGUGGUCCCAGCAAGAACUCAGUCUACAUCUCGUCGCUGUAUUUCACCAUGACCAGCCUCACCAGCGUGGGCUUUGGGAACAUCGCCCCCUCCACAGACAUCGAGAAGAUCUUUGCAGUGGCCAUUAUGAUGAUUGGCUCACUUCUCUAUGCCACCAUCUUCGGGAAUGUGACGACCAUUUUCCAACAGAUGUACGCCAAUACCAACAGGUACCACGAGAUGCUCAAUAGCGUUCGGGACUUCCUGAAACUCUACCAGGUACCGAAGGGAUUGAGUGAGCGAGUCAUGGAUUAUAUCGUGUCCACCUGGUCCAUGUCCAGAGGCAUUGACACAGAGAAGGUCCUGCAGAUUUGCCCCAAGGACAUGAGAGCUGACAUCUGUGUGCACCUGAAUCGCAAGGUGUUCAAGGAACACCCAGCCUUUCGGCUGGCCAGCGACGGCUGCCUGCGGGCACUGGCCAUGGAGUUUCAGACGGUGCACUGCGCCCCAGGGGACCUCAUCUACCACGCAGGGGAAAGCGUCGACAGCCUCUGCUUUGUGGUCUCCGGCUCCCUGGAGGUGAUCCAGGAUGACGAGGUGGUGGCCAUCCUAGGGAAAGGAGAUGUGUUUGGAGAUGUGUUCUGGAAGGAAGCCACCCUUGCCCAGUCCUGUGCCAACGUUAGGGCCUUGACCUACUGUGACCUGCAUGUGAUCAAACGGGACGCCCUGCAGAAAGUGCUGGAAUUCUACACGGCCUUCUCCCACUCCUUCUCCCGGAACCUCAUUCUCACGUACAACUUGAGGAAGAGGAUCGUAUUCCGGAAGAUCAGCGACGUGAAGCGGGAAGAGGAAGAGCGCAGGAAACGGAAGCAUGAGGCUCCCCUCAUCUUGCCUCCAGACCACCCAGUCCGGCGACUCUUCCAGAGGUUCCGACAGCAGAAGGAGGCCAGGCUGGCGGCGGAGAGGGGGGUCCGGGAUCUGGAUGACCUGGACGUGGAGAAGGGCAGCGUCCUCGCAGAGCACGCCUCGGCCAACCACAGCCUCGUGAAGGCCAGUGUGGUCACUGUCCGCGAGAGCCCCGCCACACCUGUGUCCUUCCCCGCGGCCUGCCCCUCCGGGGUGUCGGACCACGCCAAGCUGCACGCGCCCGGCUCCGAGUGCCUGGGCCCCAAGGGCAGCGGGGGCGACUGUGCCAAGCGCAAAGGCUGGGCCCGCUUCAAAGAUGCUUGCGGGAAGGCUGAGGACUGGAACAAAGUGUCCAAGGCCGAGUCCAUGGAGACGCUUCCCGAGAGGACGAAGACAUCAGGGGAGACCACCCUGAAGAAGACGGACUCGUGCGACAGCGGCAUCACCAAGAGCGACUUGCGUCUGGACAACGCUGGCGAGGCCAGGAGCCCCCAGGACCGGAGCCCCACCCUGGCGGAGGUCAAACAUUCUUUCUACCCCAUCCCCGAGCAGACGCUGCAGGCCACCAUCCUGGAGGUGAAACACGAGCUGAAGGAGGACAUCAAGGCCUUGAACACCAAAAUGACCAGUAUCGAGAAACAGCUCUCUGAGAUACUCAGGAUAUUAACUUCCAGAAGAUCCUCUCAGUCUCCUCAGGAGCUAUUUGAAAUAUCGAGGCCCCAGUCCCCAGAAUCAGAGAGAGACGUUUUUGGAGCGAGCUGAGAGGUUUGUGGGGGGAAAAAAGAAAAGUCAAAGACAAAAACCGACCACCCUGCCCUAGACACCACCCCACCACAUAAACCUACAUGACCAACAACUUUCAAAGUAGGCUUUUCCUGACAGAACAUCUAAGUGGGACCAGUCGCUUGGGCACACACUCUCUCUAUUCCUCCAUCUGGGAAAAGAUACGGGAAGAGGAGCGUGCUGCCACCCUGCAAGACGGCAGCUACACCUGAACUGUCUUUGCACAAUUUUGGAAGAGGGGGCAUGCUGUCUAAAGCGUAUUUUCCUUCAUUUUUAAUUUUUUACUGCCAUGAUAUUUGUAAAAGAUGAAAACUACCAGAAAAGAGUAGCAGCCAUUUGGGGAUUGGUGGGAGAGCACCAAGAACUCCUCAUGGAUAUACCACGCUGGGCUCCUUUGCCAAGACCCCCAAAGACUGCCGUGAGCACAGGGAUUUCCCAGCAUUCCCUGUCCUUGUACAGCCUAUGUCUGAUGUCACUGUAUAUUUUCCUACAGUCAUAAUUGUAACAAGCUUGGGAUAAGGGGAGAUGGAGGGACAGGGAGUGUAGAGCCUUUCAACUUUCUGUCUCCCAUGGUUAAGGCCAAAAAGCAGCUGAGGUGCUGUGGGUGCCUCCCAUAGACACUGAGAGCCGGGAAUCCUCAGGUCUCCUUUCCCCAAAGAGGUGAGCCAAGUGUAAGAGCUGGAGAGGGUCCCUUGGGAUCCAGAGAUUCUCCACAGCCUGCUCCUAUGGGACGGCCAGCGGGGAGGGCCCUGGAGGCCCCAGAUGAACCUCUGGCCUUGCUCCACGCCACUGGCCUCAUCACACAAGCCCCUUUGCUUCUUUUCCCUCUCAGUCUCUCUCCCACGUGUUCCUGUGACAUUCCUCAGGGUAUGGGGCAUCAGCAGAAAGAGUGAUGAGCCCAGAGUUGCUUUGUUAGCAAAGUAGACACAGACACACACAUACAACCUCAGAAAAAUGAUUGUAGCAAGUGCUAUGUUUAUAUUAUAAUUCUCACGGGGAUUGCCCUUCAGAAGUUUGUAUUUUGUCCACUUCAGGGUGUCCUCAGAGGACACGUGGGAGCCAGGCUUGGCCUUGCUUUAAAGCUAAUCUCUGUAUCUCCUACUAAAGUCAGUAGGACUUGAAGAGAAAAUGUGAAAAGAUUGCAGGACCGCGAUUGUACUUGCUUCGGAAGCUGGAAAAAGAGAAUGAGGCAGUGGGUUUUCCAGCUGUCUCUUUAUGGUGAUCAGAGAGGUGGCUGUGCAGCUGUGAUCCACGGGGAAGGUCUGAACUCAGAACGGUGAUCAUGGAGCCACCUGUGGGCCAUCCCAGUCCCUAUGCCAUGGUGCUUGGGGACACGCCACUGUCUCAUAGUCACCUGGGGUCAGGUCAUUUGUGUGCUUGGGCUUCUUUCAAUGGCUUCUGAAAAAGGAAAGAGAGGAGGUCUCUCCCAGGCAAUUGGGGCUAGCCCUAUAGAGGGUGUGUGCCCUGUAGAGAGGAAUCAGAACUCUAGAAGUUGUUGAGCAAGGUUGGAAGUUCAGCUCUAAGCACUCAGCUUUGAGAGAGUGAAAUUAGCAGUGCAGGUGAUCUGGACCAUGAGUGACAGGAUGGAAUCAUCCAGGGCACUGACCUUGGCCACCGUCCACUGUCCACCAUGUAGUGUACCAUGUAAUGGCAGCGACUCCAUUCUUAGCACCUCUGCCUGGCAUUGCUUCGUUAGAGAGAGUCUGGGUCCCUCAGUACUGAAAGGAACCUGACAAACCAGGCCUUGCCCUACCAAAGACAGUCAGUGUUUCUGAAAGCCACCUGUCUAGACCCACCACCCACCUGCUCAGUGACCAUAUGACCUAGGACUUGGCCCUCAGUUGUCUGUGCAGAAUGGGGCUGUCCUCUCCUGGCUCCCAGGGUUGGCCCAGAUGGCCCUGGGGAGCAGAGACCCCGUACAC